CGAGUCUGGACUUUAAAGCAUUAUAGAAAAAAUAGAACAUGAAUCAAUUGAAAUUACUAUUAAUUGGCUUAAUUGGAUUGUGGAGCAGUUGUGGCCUAGUCAAUGGCAAAAUUGUUAAUUGUUAUUAUGGCACCUGGUCGAAUUAUCGUCCGGGUGAUGGCAAAUUUGAACCCUCAAAUAUUGAUCCCACUUUAUGUACCCAUUUGAGUUAUUCCUUCUUUGGCAUUACACCAGCUGGCGAAUUCAAAGUUUUGGAUCAGUGGUUGGACUUAGACAGUGGUUUGGGAUUUAUAUCUCGCACAAUGGCCUUAAAACGUCUUAAUCCUAGUUUGAAGGUGUUAGCUGUUGUUGGGGGCUGGAAUGAGGGUUCUGAAAACUAUUCACGAAUGGCGGGAGAUGCUAACAAAAGGCGUUUAUUUAUUGAAUCAGCAUUAAAGUUCAUCAAACAACAUGGUUUUGAUGGUUUGGAUUUAGAUUGGGAAUAUCCAGCCCAGCGUGGAGGCAGUGCACAAGAUAAAAUUAAUUUCGUUACUCUGCUCAAGGAAUUGAAAGCAGCAUUAGGAGCAUUGAAGCUGGAAUUGGGAAUAGCUGUGGGUGCUUCAACUAUAACGGCCAGUAGCUCCUAUGAUAUACCCAAUAUCGCUAAGCAUGUAGAUUUUAUCAAUGUUAUGACUUAUGAUUUUGCUACUGCCUGGGAAGGCGCAGUGGGCUUUAAUGCUCCUCUAAAGGGACAACAAGAAAAAAAUGUUCAGUCCGCCAUUAAAUAUUGGUUGCAACAAGGAGCUCCUGCCUCAAAAUUAGUCUUAGGUUUGGCUUUCUAUGGUCGCUCCUUCCAGUUGUCAAGUCCCCAACAAAUAAGUGUAGGUUCGCCUAUUGCUGGUCCCGGUGCCGCCGGUCCCUAUACACAAGAGGGUGGUUUCAUGGGCUACAACGAAAUUUGCUCUUUCGAAAAUACCUGGUCUUACAAAUGGGCCAGUGAAUAUGACGUUCCUUUCAUACACAACGCCAAUCAAUGGAUUGGUUACGAUAAUAUCAAAAGUCUUGAAAUGAAAGUGGAAUUUGGAAAUUCAUUAAAUUUAGCCGGUGUUAUGAUCUGGUCCAUUGAAACUGAUGAUUUCCGUGGCAUGUGUGGUGCUGGUAAAUAUCCCCUAUUGACAGCCGUCAACAAUAAAUUGGGAAACUCCCAUGAAACUAGUGGAAGUGGAGAAGAAGUCGAACUGCCACAAGAACCAUCUUCUCCCGAAGAAACUGGUCCCUCCGUACCAGAGGAUGCUGGUGAUUGUUCGGUAAAUGGUUUCUUUGUUAAUGCCGACGAUUGCUCUCGUUAUUAUCAGUGUGUUAAUGGUGUACGUCAUGAUUUCCAAUGUAAUAGUGGUUUGUACUUUGAUUCGUCUUCGAACACCUGUAAUUGGCCCAAUCUUGUGCAAUGUAAUCAUUAA
This is a messenger RNA of Calliphora vicina (urban bluebottle blowfly), 1439 nucleotides long. RefSeq names its product chitinase-3-like protein 1. Gene Ontology annotation, molecular function: chitinase activity; chitin binding. Gene Ontology annotation, biological process: chitin catabolic process; carbohydrate metabolic process. Gene Ontology annotation, cellular component: extracellular region. Bases 39 to 1439 code for a protein of 466 amino acids. The record is from RefSeq and is a predicted model, not a curated record. The transcript has 5 exons. NCBI's taxonomy places the organism in Eukaryota, Metazoa, Arthropoda, Insecta, Diptera, Calliphoridae.